This is a messenger RNA of Tribolium castaneum (red flour beetle), 1804 nucleotides long. RefSeq lists its product as uncharacterized. The transcript is spliced from 5 exons. Lineage: Eukaryota; Metazoa; Arthropoda; Insecta; Coleoptera; Tenebrionidae. The record is from RefSeq and is a predicted model, not a curated record. Gene Ontology annotation, biological process: intraciliary transport. Gene Ontology annotation, cellular component: axoneme. Bases 191 to 1702 code for a protein of 503 amino acids.
GCCUUUUAAAUGCAUCGGAAAAUUGAUUCAUGAAACGCAAUCAACUUUGAAAUAAAUAGCCCCAUUGUUGUUUGAGUAGGUGUCUAUAGCAACCACAUUUAUGUACAUACAAACAUAUGAUCCUGCAAUGCAGUUUUAAUUAUUAAAGGACUCUACAACGUUUUCUACUGUUUUUUAAUUAAGUCUUCUAAUGGCAAGCUGUCCAACGCCCCAAAAACCAUCCGAAAGAAGUAAAAGUUGUGAAACGGCAUGUUCAUCAAAUUCGAGUUGCUUUUUCCAAAAACGUAAACCCACAAAUCCUUUAGCUGCGUCUCUCCGAAGUGGUCUUUCCCGAAGUACGGGCAAUUCAGUCAGACAGCGGGUUUUAUCCGCAAAGUUGUUGAAGCUGAAAAGUGUGCAAAACCAACUGAACGAUGCUAAUUAUCACUUGGCGGAAGUGAUUAGGGAAAAUCAGGCUUUGAAAACGUUGCAGAAGCGACAAGACCGAGCAUUGUCAAAGUACGAAGGUGCAAAUGCCGAAUUGCCACGUCUUAUACAAUCACAUGAAGAAGAAAUUAGGUUUCUGACGGAGAAAAACAAACAAUUGAGACGGAAUGUGAAAGAGCUGAACGAGCAAUUGAAAUACAAAAAUGACGAAUUGCAAAGUCUUCAAGAACAGCUCAAACAUUACGAAAAGCUCGAUAAAGAUAAGCACUUGUUGGAACGCGAAAAAUUAAUCGAGGAAUUAGAAGAUGUGAAGAAAAAACUCGCCAAGGCUGAUAGCGAAAUUGUUGUUUUGAACAGAAAACUCACUCUGGAAAGCAAGACUUCGAAACAGAGACUGAAUAUGGAAAUGGUCAAGCACAAGCAAUGUCAGAAAGAACUUGCACAAGCCUUGACAGAAAUUGCUAAACUUACAAAGCUGAUCGAGAUCAAGGAAAAGCCUAGCAAUGGUCGCAAACGCUUUUCAAAUUUGGCCCAAAGGCAGGCCACGUCUCUAAUUUCUCUGAACGGUGCUAAAGACGAGUUGGACAAAACCCCAGUUACUGAAGUGAAACUGGAGCCUCUUUUAAAAUCGAAACAAAACGGUGAUAACAAAGAGUACAAAGGCAUCCUUAAGUGUCCUUCUGAGAACGUCCGUGCGCGAUUAUCGGCAGAUUUAAGACGAGAAGAAGAGACUCCUUCUGAGUUUAAAUCACGACCUAAUUCUUCCACAAAAUUGGAGCGAAUUGAAAUGAAUUUACAAAACACGAUACGAAAAAUCGAAGACCACAAAAACAACGAUGAAUUCAAUCAACGUCUAGGUGACUAUUGUUUGAAAGCGAUAGAUUCGGUUAAAAAUUACAGUAGUGUGAUUGAAACACACAAAGAAAACUUGGAGUAUGCCAGAGACGAUACGCAAAAAAUUGCAGAGACGGUGAAAGAUGCGGAACAUAUGGAGUUGAGGCUGAAAAAGGCGCAUUUGUUGUCGUUUGAUAAAAACGAUUUGACUGGUGAUAAUUUAGACUUUGUUAGUCAGAUUUUAAAGGAAGAAGCUGAGUUUCAAACCAAGUAUAACAAUGGCAACGUGAAGAAUAAGGAACCAACGGUUGGGGCUAACGAUAAAAAGAAACUUUUAGCUACGUUAAGGGCCAUUGAUAACGGGGAAAGUGUGGAGUCGUUCGAUGGUAACACGCAGAAUAAUCGGUUGGUGACGGAGCUGUAUGGGGACACAAAGGACUAGAGGUGUUGAAAAUUGCAAAUAUUUAUUGUAUUGUUAUUAAUUAAAUAUGUUAAUACUAAAUUUAGGCGAUUUGUACCAAAUUAUAUCAUUAUCUAUAUCAAA